Messenger RNA from Pseudomassariella vexata, 391 nucleotides. RefSeq lists its product as uncharacterized. NCBI's taxonomy places the organism in Eukaryota, Fungi, Ascomycota, Sordariomycetes, Amphisphaeriales, Pseudomassariaceae. The transcript has a single exon. The record is from RefSeq and is a predicted model, not a curated record. The coding region runs from base 86 to 316 and encodes 76 amino acids.
AUAGUAACUUAGUAGCAUACAGCAUACAGCUUCAAGGUCGACCUACCAUGCUGAGACAGGCACGCUGGCGAUCGAUGCGCACCACAUGAAGGCGCCACUGGUCAUAGGAGGACAACCAGAGUAUCACAUGAACCAAAUAGAAGCUUAUGCCGUGACGAGUGGCCCCGAAUCAUUUGCGAAAGGUGCUGGUGCAUUCGGGAACACUAAAAUCAUGGCUCAAGAAUACCGCGAUCAGUUUAUAGAGGAGGUCAACGCUAAGGCUCGAGCUCGUGGUUUGCCUCUCGUGGCUCUCCCAGAAGCAGUUAGCAACGAAUAGGCGGAGCAGGACAAUGACUCAAUUUACGAUGAAUUCGUGGAUUUCGAGGAAACGGCUGAACGUGGAAUUGAGCUG